Messenger RNA from Rhincodon typus (whale shark), 4220 nucleotides. It is a transcript of the gene pde6d, whose product is annotated as phosphodiesterase 6D, cGMP-specific, rod, delta. Gene Ontology annotation, biological process: sensory perception of light stimulus. Gene Ontology annotation, cellular component: cytoplasm. The record is from RefSeq and is a predicted model, not a curated record. NCBI's taxonomy places the organism in Eukaryota, Metazoa, Chordata, Chondrichthyes, Orectolobiformes, Rhincodontidae. The transcript is spliced from 6 exons. The coding region runs from base 3302 to 3697 and encodes 131 amino acids.
CUAUGAACCCCGCCUCUCUGGCACCCUCUCGCCUGAUUCUAGUCCAUCUCGUCACUUGCUAUUCAGGAAGAACAUGUCAUGCAUUGGAUAUGUGCUGAAAGACCAACAUGCCUAGCAACUGUACCUUAUCUAGGUGCAAAGCACUCUUUUAAAUAAGCAUGAGCAUUUUGAAGCUGCCCUGCUCAGUGACAGACGUCCAUUCAAAAGUUGCUGGAGAAGUGGAAAAUGGCACUGAGAUUCUCCAACAGGCACAGAAGAUGAGGUGGAGUAUCCUUAUCCCAGAUGACCAGCAGAGGAGCCCACACCAUCAGCUUCUGAACUAAGGUUGCCUCUCAGUUCUGUUCAGUGUCCAUGGCCUGGAGGAAUGGCUAGCAAUGUCACAAGAAGUUCAGUGACGUUCAUAACUCCACCGGGGCAGUGUCACAUUCUUCUCUGUGCCAGCUCACUCUUAUUCUAUGUCUGCCACUGUACUUAACUCCCACCAAGGCUCAUGCUCUGCUGCUCUCACUAUUGCAUACGACAUCUUUCUUUACUCUCUCUCAACUUCCCAGCAUGGCCUCUGCAUUGCCUCCUCACUCACCUAAGACACCUCAUCAUCUUUCAAACCUUUGUACCAGUACUUGUUUUGCCCAUUUUCAUCUCACUCAAUCUGUCCCUUUCUCUGAUUCCAGGAAGAGGCAGCCCACAGUUGGGCAGAACGGGCCGAGAGGGAUGCUCAUCAUCAAUCUCCUCACCCACCAUGGGAAGAAAAUUCUGCCCCUUGCAGGAGAAGAUUGGGACAACGUGUCUGCUAGCAGAGAUUUUCAUGGUCCUGGUAGAGAAAGGGGCCGCUCUGCCAGAAACCACCUCCUUGAUCUACGAGGAAGAGGUUUGAGAUCUUGGAGGAAGAAUUGGCAAGGCUGGCUCCUACACCUAUCCCCUAACCAGCUCCUACUGACAGCUCAGUGGGAAUGUCAUGUUUAAAAAGUCUGGGAGCACAAGUUGUUAUGCACUGCACCGCGUCAACUCCUCAGCAUGCUGACGAAGAGGCGCCCCAGGCCGUUGGGAACUCCAUUCACUAGCAUAGGGAGGAAAAGGAGCAGCAGACAGAUUUGUGGUUGGCGAUGGCAAGAGGUUGCAGAAUUUCAGCUAUGCUGUGGAAAUCCAGCUGCUUCAAGCUUGUGUUCUCUGGCUGUAUCCAUGGGCAGGUUUGCAGCUGCCAUGGAGAGCCAGUUCCAACACCCACAGUGUCUGCUGGAGAGUGCACACACCAGCAUUGCAUUGUCCCAAUCAUUGGUCAUCAGGCAACAGGAGGAUCGGAGCUUGGCUCACAUUUCAGGUGCCUCUUCUUCAGAAGGAGACAGAAUUUUGCCACGAGGACCCAGCCAGCAGUGGAACUACACAUUUGCCCCAGGAGUCGCCUCAAGAGCACUCCAUAUUUGGUCACGCCCUCCACCUCCACCCUUCCUCACUCUUUCCCAACGCAUAAGAGUUCAAGUUGAUGAGGGUCUGUUUGCUUCUGGCAAGUCUGGGCUAUCGGGCACAGACACGCUCCAGGUAUCUGGUGAAACCUCCAAGGCCAUUGGGCUUCACUGCUGGAGUGUAGACGGGAAGAUGGAGCUGAGACCACAUCAGAUCAGUCAUGAUCUUACUAAAGGCUCAAAGUACAAAAUGGCCUACCCUUCUUUGUAAGUCCUCUUUUCCUAUGUGACAAAGAAUACUCUGCUGUCAUUGCUCACGACUUCCUUCAGCAGAACUCAACAGUUCUGGCAGUAUCUGUUGAGAGAAACAUAGUUGAUGUUUACUGUCCAGUGAGCCUUCAUCACCCCAUCCCCUAAUCAGAGGCAUUCUGACGACUUCCCUCAGUUGAACUCAGCAGGUCUGACAGCAUCUGUGAAGAAGAAAUCAGAGUUAAUGGUUCGGGUCCAGUUCUGAGGAAGGGUCACUGGACCCGAAACAUUAACUCUGCAGUUCUUUCGGUUUUUAACUUAGUGUUAGAUUUAGAUAUCCUGACCACAACAAAGAGGAAUUCUAGGUGCCGUCUAAUUGAAGAGCACUUUUGAGACAUAUCCUCAACCAUUAGACUGGUUGGCAAUGCCAUGUGCUUUCCCUUUCAAGACUGAAGAUCCACCAGAAAGUUCACUACUCUCAUUCAUUUCAAAGGCUUCCUUUUAAAGAUCACAAUCAAAAUGACCACCAGUUCCACCACUCUCCAUUUGUCAUAUUUGGUCUUUUAUCUGCAGUCAUAGUACAGUAAUCAGAAAAAUGACAACCAGCAAAUAUGAAACUUUUUUGUACUGGUAUUUAACCUUAACAGGUUUCUUUUCGAUUUUGAAUCAGUCUGUUCAGAGAAGAUAUUACACACCUCUGGAGCAGGUGGGACUUCAAACUGGGCCUCUGGUCCAGGACUAGGGACAAUACUACUAUGCCACAAGAACCUUAAUAGCUAUCCUACUCAGCUGCAGCUGCGAAGUGCAGUCUCAGUGGUAGGUGAAUUGGAUGGCUGCUGAGAUUCUGAAUAUAACGGCUUAAAAGUCGCCUUAAAUCUAAAAGGUUUUGGGUCAUGAUGGUCCUGCCUUAGGCUGAAUCAUCUCAGCAUAGAUUGAACAGUCUGGAAAAAUAGCUUACCGAGCAAGGCAGUGAUCAGUUGGUGGGGAGGAAAAAAUAAUGCUGACAUUCACAGAUAAAUCAGAGGGUUCCAGCUCUGUGAUUCUUACACUAUCGUCAAGGAUUGGGUUCAGCCAACUCAAGGAUCAGAAAGCUGUCACAGUAGUUGCAUAAGUUUCCAUUUGUGUACCUUGCUGUUCCGUAGAAAUUGCAAUGACUUUGCAAUGCAGAGUAAAGUUCUGACCUCGCUCCACAGAUUUUUUUAACCUGGAAUUGGCCAGCCUCUUCUGUAUAGAAACGAUGGUUUCAGGCUGUGUGAAAUCACAACCCAAGGCAAAAGUGCACUCUUACGUCCUUAGCCAGACCCCAUAAUCAUUGAAGCAGAUUAUCCAUUGAACCAAGUGUUUGAUCGUCUCCCACAUUAUCCUGCUUCUGAAAGUUGUUUCUGUGGUUUUCUCCCUCAUUUGACUUCUGCAUAGAAUUGGUUUGCAACCUUGUCCUCUCUAGCCCAGAAAGGUUCUAUCUGUGGUCUCUCUUCCAACUGGAUGUUGCUGCUCACAUGUGCUGUAUGCAUCACUGUGCCCAUCUACUACCUGUUUGUACAAUUCAACAAAUUACCCGACUUCCUCACUCUCCUUGGGACUUUUUGGUCCUUAUGUCAGAAAAGAAUACUGUCUUCAUGGUUUCCCUUUUCAACAACACAUGAAUUAACUGGAUGAAUCUGCGUGAUGCAGAAACCGGAAAAGUUUUAUGGCAAGGCACAGAAGAUCUCUCGUUACCUGGAGUGGAGCAUGAAGCUCGUGUUCCUAAAAAGAUCCUAAAAUGCAAAGCUAUUUCCCGAGAGUUAAACUUUUCCUCAUCUGAACAGAUGGAAAAGUUCAGACUAGAGCAAAAGGUUUUCUUCAAAGGACAGUGCUUAGAAGAAUGGUUUUUUGAAUUUGGCUUUGUCAUUCCUAAUUCCACAAACACUUGGCAAUCAUUAAUAGAAGCAGCACCAGAAUCACAGAUGAUGCCAGCUAAUGUGUUAACCGGUAAUGUAGUCAUUGAAACCAAAUUCUAUGACGAUGAUCUUCUUGUAAGUACUUCCAAAGUCAGACUUUUCUACGUCUGAAGUGAAUUCUCUACUGUUUGGUACGAAAUGUCUUGCUGAUGACAGACGGAUGAGACAUUUUUCAGCGUCAUGUGACCAAUGGACCAGCUGUACCUGGAUGGCAACUGGCAAAUUAAGUUCUUCAGAAUUGAAUUAGAAGAUUGGAAUAAGCAAGACUCCAAGUACAAAAGAACAGAACUUUUGUAACAGAAAUAUGGGCAGUAACACUUAAAUACUGUACUUUCUUGAGACCAAUGUUGUACAUUAUUUUAAAUGCUUUUUGUUUUGCUUUGAAUCUGUAUACAUUGUUUUCCUUCCUUAAUUUGUACCAUGCAUAAUUUCACUUCAAGUUACUUUAGAAUUUUGUCUAUGUUGAUUAUUUAGUUCUUUUUUAUUGACUGCUGUAAUUUGUGACACAAUUCUCAGUUGUAACGAAGUGUAAAGUACUCCUAGUAUGUUACUUAAGUUUAUAAUCCAUAAUUAAGUAAAUGAUAGGACUGAGCAAGAUUGCAGUCUUAAAGAAAUAAAAGCUGUUGCUUCUGUA